Messenger RNA from Moneuplotes crassus, 1406 nucleotides. The record is from the annotation of a GenBank genome assembly. NCBI's taxonomy places the organism in Eukaryota, Ciliophora, Spirotrichea, Euplotida, Euplotidae.
CAUUAUAAUACAAGAAAAGAAAACAUAAUAUGGAUGAUUCUUACAAGAAUGUAAUCGAUACAGAUAGCUGAGAUACAGAAUUUAGAGAUUCAAGAUCAGAAUUUUAUGAGAGUAGAUGAGAAAUUAUUCCGAAUAACUUUGAUACUCAGAAAUACCCUAAAACGCCUCAAAAACCUUCUAGCACACUCGCUACACCUCCUCUGGCCCAAUCGAUCACCCAGACACCUCUCAAUCCUCAAUUCAAAUCCCCUCAGUCCUUCUCUAAACCCUCACAAAAGCCUAAACUGUCACGUAUCCCUAAGAAGGCCCUAUUAAAGCCUCGAAACGGCUAUUUGGGCCUUCUAGGCCCAAAUAGCUCCUUUAAUUUUCCUUCAAUAGCUGCUGAAAAGCCGCUUUCUCACAAAUUUUUGUCUCAAGACCAAAUUUCUCAAAAUUUAGCUCUGAGCAAAAUUGAUCAUGAUAUUUGUUCAUAUGUAAAUAAAAUAGAGAAAUUAGCCCAGAAGGGGGCAAACGGGUUCGGACCUCAAGGCCGCAGCACUGGCGAAGCAAGCUUCGCCAGUGGCAGCGAGGAGGAAAGUAUUCAUGGAUCUGUUCAUAAAAGCCAAGAUGGGCUAAUACGGGUCCAUAAGAUUGAUUUAAAUCAUAGAGAAAAUGAAGAAGAGAAAAAUGAGUAUAAGGUUAAAUUACAGCACAAAAGGUACCUAAAACAAUCUGCAUUUGUGACUGCUCAGAAGAAGAAAUUAAAAGGAAAUAGUCUAUUUAUGAAAACUUAUGAUGAUUCAAAGACUGCUUUUGAAAAACAUAAGAAAGAGAUGGCAACAAAAGCAAUGGAUCCUAACCUUCAAGUUGUUAAUUAUGCAGCUUUUGGUAGGAAAUUAAACAGAUUUAUACCAGCCAAAAAAUGUCAUUCUAUUUCAACUCCGAAUAUAAAUAAGGAUAAGAUUGAGUCAGGAAGUUUGAGAGGAUCUGAUACUGUAGAAGAGACCAGGAGUCCUCCAUCAGUAGUCUACCAAAAGUUGAGAAUUAAAGUAUCAAAAAAUCAUACAGAAUUGCGAGGAAAUUCUCUAUUCAAAAACACAAAUAAAAUAUUAAAAUCAAAGUAUAAAAAGUCCCUACCAGCACUAGCUGCACCCUCUAAAGCCUUAAACUUUGUCAAAAAUCCUCUAGGAGUCCUCCAAAAUUCAAAUCGCCAUCAUGAGUCUUUAGAGAUACCAUCUCGAGAAAAGAGUAGGGGAUCUUUUAGCAUCUUCCUCCCUUCCCAAGAGAAGUUAGUCAAUCUCCAUCAGAGUAGCUCUGAGGCUGCUUAUGCUUCUAAAUAUCCCAAAGUUAAACGAAGAAUUUGGAGGAGAAACUACUAGAGUAUACUCUACUGAGUCAGAAAAUUUUUCAAAUAUCACCAUAUUCAA